Messenger RNA from Cryptococcus amylolentus CBS 6039, 501 nucleotides. RefSeq lists its product as hypothetical. Lineage: Eukaryota; Fungi; Basidiomycota; Tremellomycetes; Tremellales; Cryptococcaceae. Bases 1 to 501 code for a protein of 166 amino acids. The transcript has 2 exons. The record is from RefSeq and is a predicted model, not a curated record.
AUGGUCGCCGUCGAAAAGUUCACCAAGUCCAUGCCCGUCCCUCCUGCGGCUCACGACUACUCCGGCCUGCCCGCCGUCGCCAGCUAUCCCAAGACCAACUACUACCCUACCGCCAUCGUUCCGAUCCGACCCAAGAUUCGAGGCCCCAAGGCAUUCACCAUGUCCAUGACCAUCCCGCCCACCACUUACGACAUCACUUACGACAUCACCGACGACAACAUCAAGUCCGCCAUCCAGGAUUACAAGUCGGAAGAAGCCAAGCUCGAUGCUUGUCCCGCUGUCACCAGGCGUAUUAUUGAUCUGAAGAUGAAGGAACUCGGUAGGGGUGGAUGGGAGGAGUUUGCCACGAAGAAGAGGGCGGAGAACAUGCGUAUCUUUGUGCAGGAUAUGGCCCGCCUGGGUUGGAAUGUUGAACUCGCUAAGCGGGCUGAGGCGGAGAGGGAUGGUGAUGGCCGGUGUCUUGGCGCCUCUCAUCGCGUUGGAUCGGAAGUUGAGAUGUAA